This is a messenger RNA of Linum trigynum, 2976 nucleotides long. Lineage: Eukaryota; Viridiplantae; Streptophyta; Magnoliopsida; Malpighiales; Linaceae. The record is from the annotation of a GenBank genome assembly.
AUGCGCAUUUUUUAAAGUUUUUUGUUAGAGAAAAAUAUUAUAGAUCAUCAUAAAGCCAAAAGGGUAAGAAUGCCCCGUGAAUAUUCCAAUUUAUGGGUUGAGUGAGUUUAAAGAUUUUUUAUCAAAACCUUUUGUAAAGAUAAUAAAAUCUUAUUUGAGAAUUGUGUGUGCCAACAAUUGAGAGCAUCCAUAUUUAUAAGUUGGGAAGGGGCCUCUAUCAAUUGUGUAUAACUAAGUUUUAGACAAUAUUCACGAAUAUUCAUAUCAAUCACGGUACAAAGGAAAUAAUAAGUCUUACUUAAAAUAGAUAGCUCAAGAAACUAGGCUAAAUGUGUUUGAUCAUUUAACUUAUCAAUUUGUUUCACGUUUGUCACUAAUAAGUUUCCAGUGCACUUGUGGUUAUUGAAUUUACAUUUGUGUCUCAUUACUAGUCACCCUCCAUCUAAUUCUUUUACAGAGAUUCUAUAUGACAACAAACACUUAUAUUUUAGCAAUCAAGAUAAUGAGUAUGAAAUAAGAAGAAACAUCUAUAAUUUCAGCUUCUUCACCUUCUAGUACCAUCCCCAUCACCCAUUCCAUAAUUUAUUCUCUCUCUAAAUUUUCUCUAUAUCACCUUUUUUUUAUCUGUUAUAAAUUGGGUUGUGGUGUUAUAAGAGACUAAUGAAUAACAUAAUACAUAAAUUCUCAAUCUUUCUUUACUUUCUUCCUCUUCCUCUGCAACUCUCUGUUCUCUUCUCAAUCCUUCUAUAUUCUUCCCCUAUUUCUUCCCCUACUCUUCUUCCCUCUUCCUUAUUAUUCUCUUCUCAGUUCCAGCAUGAAAGAUCCAGUUCCAGCUACAUCCAUUACAAGUGGUAUCUGAGCUGUAAUUCGACAUCCAUGACGGCGAAUUCAACUCUUCCACCGAUAGACGGAUGCUACUCUGUAGAUCCUAGAUCAAACCCAUGACGGUGAUUCCGACUUGUCCAUCGAUCAACACUGCUACUUCAGAACCUGGGAGUUACGACGCAUGGCUUGAAAAAUACAACGCACGACAAGCGUUCAUUAUGGCGCGACUUUCUGCAACGGGGAAUCAGUUGCGAGAAAUGGAGAAUCUAUUGUGGGAAAGAAACCAUGGAAUGGUCGACCCUUCAACUUUGUCGCUAGUUGAAUCCGCGGGUGUUCGAGACCCAUUUUCUCCUCCGCCGGGUGAGUGCCACAGGGAUCGAGGUUUCCUCCCGCCACAUGUUCGACGAAAUGUCACACCCUAAUUUCUCUACCACAAAGGGAGUCCGAGUCUCUUAUUUCUUCAGCUAUCGCGGGAGAAUGGGGCAACUUCAGCACUCCAUUACCUCUACCUUCUGUAAAGCGCUACUGGUGCCAAAGGGCUCAACCCCCAACUCGAGCAGCUUCUACGUCUACACCGCCAGUUGAGCCGUUAAUAAAAGAAUGGGUGUUACCGUCAUCGACUAGUUCCUUCUCCACUUCCUGGUAACAAUCAGACAAUCCUUCAUGAAUAAGAAAAUCAUAUCUUCUACGACGAUAACCCAGCGGGCUGGGCUAAGCUAUGUGAGAAAAUGUUUAUUCUCCACAAUAUUCCCGACCUUAAGAAAGUUAAGAUUGAGGUAGUCAAUUUUGAUCAUAGAGCAGGUGUGUGAUUUGAGAGCUGGGCUUAUGGUUGCUCCGUGUUGGUAUGGACGGAGUUCGUAAAUAGCUUGUGUAGGCACUUUGGGCCUAUCGUAGCUUCAAGAUUACUUGAGUUUGAGCACUACAACAUCUUACGCAAUGAAGGAGAUUGGUGAUUCUUUCCCUUAUGCAGACCUAGUUGUUGGGAAUGGUGAUUUAGCUGCUGUAGAUAGUGAGAUAAAGGCAAGAAAAAUCCAAGGCCUUGUAUUAGAAACACCUAUCUGAUUCCAAGAAGGGUAAUUUUGUGGUUGAAGCUGGCGAGAUAAGGAUGACCCAAAUCCAAACUCCUAUACUAGAGUCAUCUGCUGUAAGUGGCUCAGUAAUUGCUACCCAUUCUUAAAUUGGUGCCUUAAAUACAGAUUAUUUCUCUGUUAGUACUUUGGCUAGCAAGGAUAGUGGGGAUAUGCAAGUUGAGAAGUGGCCUCAAGGGCUUUUGCACGCAUUACGUUUUGGUAAGGUCUACUAUGAGAAUUACUUGGAUGAAAUGCCAAACUUGCUAGUCAAUGUGGUUGGUAAGUUUUCUUCUCAUCAGUGGCGGAGGCAGCUUGCAUAAAGGUGGGUCAUUUGCACCACCUUGGUUGGAAGACCACACAAAACCAAUAUAUAAUAAUAGUCUACCCAAGAGUCAUAAUAAACCCUUUGACCUCCCUUUGACCACAAAGCUAUAUUUUCGACAAAAUACUGAUGAGUAUCUCAUCCUUUUUUUCGUUACUUUAUAUAUAUAUAUAUAUAUACCAUAUAUAUAUAUAUAUAUAUGGUGGCUUCUACGGUACCCCGGGUGAAAUUCAGGGUACCGUAUACCUUGAGUAUAAAAACACUAUCUAGACCUCGAAAUAGAAAAAACUUUGGGCUUGGUACUAUACCCUAAUCCUUAUUGAGUGAACCCUAGGUCCUAAUUAUCUAAAUCAUAAACUAUAAACCCUAAGACGGAGCAUUCAUUUUUUUGCCUAUAUUUGGACGAAUCAUAACCGUCGAUUAUUGUUUCUAAUUAAAUUGAUAUUGGAGUAUAAGAUUUAGGGAGCUAAGACCCAGAUUUUGAUCUGUAAGGGUUAGAGUAUAAUAUCAUGUCCAAAAGAUCAAUCAAUUCAAGGUCUGGAUAGCGUUUUCAUACUCAAGGUAUGCGGUACACCGGAUUUAACUCGGGGUACCGUAGAACUCGCCAUAUAUAUAUAUAUAUAUAUAUAUGCAUGCUUCUAACGUACUUUGUGUAAAAUCACUCGAGUAAGAAUAUGAUAUAUAGACGUUGAAUUGAUCGGAGAUUGGGAUGUGAUACUAUGCCAUAACCCUUAAAAUUAAUAUAUAGGUCUUAAUUCU